Molecule: messenger RNA, 7800 nt
Organism: Stomoxys calcitrans (stable fly)
Lineage: Eukaryota; Metazoa; Arthropoda; Insecta; Diptera; Muscidae
Gene: Kdm5
Product: lysine-specific demethylase 5
Exons: 4
Coding region: 779-5980 (1733 amino acids)
Biological process (GO): chromatin remodeling
Cellular component (GO): nucleus
Molecular function (GO): histone demethylase activity; DNA binding
Source: RefSeq, a predicted model, not a curated record
UUUCUUGAUAGAAUAUAACAAUACAAAUCUUAACAUCGUCAAAAAUUUUCCAAUUUAUUUCAAUGAAACAGAAAGCAAAUCGCUCGUGAAGUAGCGCAGCAAUAUUCGAGUACCCGUAAGUGUAACAGUGCUCCGCGUCGGACUAGAUGGAUUGCUAAUGACUUACUCUAACUAAAUAGAUUUGUGAAAUCAAUCCCACCACAAAAAAUCUUAAUGGCAAAAAGAAUUAAUAGGCGAAAUACGAUUGACGAAACUACUAAGUACUGUGCUGGCAGUAACCAUUGUCACGCCGUUCCGUCUGGAGUUUUAUAGUUUUACUAAUUCAUUUUUUGGACGAAAGACAAAGCAAUACAUGUCCAAUUCCACAAAUGCGUAAACCUAUACAAUCAUCCAAUCAUAUAUGCAGAAAAAAGUGAAAAUAAGCUACGGACUAAACUUUUUUUACGGAAAAUAUCAAUCACGCACAUUGUGAUGUAGCGCUUGGUGAUGUGAAAAAUAAUUAAACAUUGACUAAACUGGGAAGAAAAAAUUGUGGACAGUGGCAGUGUAUGUUCCACGUUUGAUAAUAACCGUAUGUCCAUAUUAAAAAAUAAGUUAAAAUGUACUUUUGUCAAAACAAUAUACUACAUAUAUUAUGCAAAACAAUACUGUACUGAAUGAAUGAACAAAAACAACAAAAGGGACAAUAAAUUUCAACUGCAAAUUUGGUCGCCACCUAGUAGGGAUAAAGGCCCGACUUUAAUCAUAUUUGAAAAGGAUAAUAUUUUGACAGGCUAUAAUGUCAACAAAAGUUUCUGGAAAUCCUGAUAGCAGCAGUAGCAGUACUGCAAGCAGUCCAGCUGCGUCAAAUACACUUACUGGAAGCAACGGAACGACGACACCUGCUAGACGACUUCGUACCAGAACCUCUACAAGUGGAAACAUAAGUGGAAGUGAAUCCGCUCAAAAAAAAAUCGGCAUGCAUUUAGAAUCAACCACAGGAGUGCAAGUAAACAGCAGCGAUGACAAAUCUAGUGCCACCAAAAAAUAUCAUAAUAGUUGCCCACAGCCAACAAGUACUGGUCGGAAGGAAAAGAAUCAUUUGCAGCCACAUAGUUCGAGCACAUUUAAUAUGAAUAAGACGGAAGAAUUUAAUUUUGAUACGCCCCUUGAGUGUCCGGUAUUCAAACCCACUCCAGAAGAGUUCAAAAAUCCAUUGGCAUAUAUAAGUAAAAUACGGCCAAUAGCUGAGAAAUGUGGCAUAGCUAAAAUAUUACCUCCUGAAUCAUGGUCACCACCAUUCGCUGUUGAUGUAGAUAAGUUGAAGUUUACACCCCGUGUUCAGCGUUUAAAUGAACUGGAAGCAAAAACACGCGUCAAACUUAACUUUUUGGACCAGAUAGCUAAGUUCUGGGAAUUACAAGGGUCUUCGCUAAAAAUUCCGAUGGUUGAAAGGAAGGCUUUAGAUUUAUAUACACUUCAUAGGAUGGUACAAGAAGAGGGAGGCAUGGAGCAGACAACUAAGGAACGAAAAUGGGCCAAAGUGGCAAAUCGUAUGUCAUAUCCUUCGAGUAAGAGUGUUGGAGCUACACUUAAAGCGCAUUAUGAACGUAUACUACAUCCUUUUGAGGUGUAUACUUCAGGAAAAGUUCUUGGACAGUUUGCAACGUCCACCACUUCAUCUUCUCCUGACGUUAAAAUGGAAGAUGGCACUGAUUAUAAAGCUCAUGAAAUCCCAACUCGACAACAAAUAGCUCCCCCCAACGAAAGUAAUGCUAGGCGCUCAAAACGUUUUGCAAAUUCCAAUGCAAGUUGCGGACUUGGAACUAAUCGAACUACUUAUAAGACGGAAACAAAAGAAGAUUUUAAAAGAGAUCUUAUUAGCUGUUUCGAAGCUUCUGUCCCCUCAAAUGCCAACCGUUCAAUCACAGGGAAUGGUAUAUCAGUUCAGAAAAAAGCCACUAGUGCCAAUGUUGCAGUAGAUCCGCUUAUGAAGUAUAUUUGCCACAUUUGUAACCGUGGUGAUGUAGAGGAGUCAAUGCUGCUGUGCGAUGGUUGCGACGACUCAUAUCACACGUUCUGUUUGCUACCGCCGCUUUCUAGCAUCCCAAAAGGUGAGUGGCUUUGUCCCCGUUGUGUUGUUGAAGAAGUUAGCAAACCAACAGAAGCUUUUGGAUUCGAACAAGCGGAGCGUGAAUACACUUUGCAGCAGUUCGGCCAAAUGGCCGAUCAAUUUAAAAUGGAUUAUUUUAGAAAACCUGUGCACUUGGUUCCCACAGAUUUAGUAGAACGCGAGUUUUGGCGCAUAGUAUCUUCCAUAGACGAAGAUGUCACCGUUGAAUAUGGUGCAGAUCUUCAUACGAUGGAUCAUGGUUCGGGUUUCCCAACAAAGAGUUCACUUUACUUAUUGCCAGGAGACCAGGAAUAUGCUGAGUCAAGCUGGAAUUUAAAUAAUCUGCCUUUACUCGAAGAUUCAAUACUUGGGCAUAUUAAUGCCGAUAUAAGUGGUAUGAAUGCUCCUUGGAUGUACGUUGGUAUGUGCUUCGCAGCAUUCUGCUGGCAUAACGAAGACCACUGGAGCUAUUCAAUAAAUUACUUGCAUUGGGGAGAACCCAAAACUUGGUACGGAGUUCCCGGAAGCUGUGCUGAACAAUUUGAGGAAACAAUGAAACAAGCAGCUCCGGAAUUGUUCGCCUCCCAACCAGACUUACUUCACCAAUUGGUGACUAUCAUGAAUCCUAAUAUAUUAAUGAACAACCGGGUUCCAGUCUAUCGAACAGAUCAAAAUGCGGGAGAAUUUGUAAUCACGUUUCCACGUGCUUACCAUGCCGGAUUUAAUCAAGGAUAUAAUUUUGCUGAGGCUGUCAAUUUUGCCCCCGCAGACUGGCUUAAAAUGGGACGCGAAUGUAUUAACCACUACUCUAUGCUUCGAAGAUUCUGUGUCUUUUCGCACGAUGAGUUAGUAUGCAAAAUGGCCUUAGAACCAGCCAAAUUAACAUUUGGAAUAGCAACGGCCUGUUAUAUAGAUAUGGCGGAAAUGGUGGACUCAGAAAAAAAAUUGCGUAAAUCUCUUCUUGAAUGGGGUGUGACGCGAGCUGAAAGAAAAGCAUUUGAAUUAAUACCAGACGAUGAGCGUCAUUGCCAGGAAUGUAACACGACUUGUUUUCUCUCUGCCGUGUCUUGUGAGUGUACUAAAGCUAUAGUUUGUUUGCGCCAUUACACUGUUCUUUGCACAUGUGCCCCUGAAAAACACACAUUGCUGUAUCGCUACACUCUUGACGAAAUGCCAUUGAUGUUGCAAAAGUUAAAGUCCAAAGCUCAAAGCUUUGAAAGGUGGUUGUCACGAUGCCGCGAUAUUGUCGACGCAAACACACCAACAUCAGUCACCCUGCAGGAACUUCAAGAACUUUGCAAGGAGGCCGAAAUCAAAAAAUUUCCUUCAUCACUUCUUAUAGACCGCCUAAAUGCUGCUGUGUUAGAGGCGGAAAAAUGUGUUACGGUAAUACAGCAACUUGGUAUCAACAAAGUCCGUACUCGCUCUGAUAAUAAUUUGGAAGCCGCACAGUACAAACUUACUAUGGAAGAGCUAGAGCUUUUUGUACAAGAAAUAGAUAAUCUUUGCUGUACAAUUGAUGAAGGAAUUUCUGUUCGCGAACUUUUAGUGUUAGGGAAAAAUUUUUUGGAACGCACCGCGGAAAUUAUGAAAUUAUCGUUAGAAUCUUUAGAGGAAUCGGAUUUAGAAUCUAUCAUUGGAGAGGGCAAUUCAUUGCGCAUCGAACUACCACAAAUACAACAACUUAUAAUGAGACUUAAACAGUUUAAAUGGUAUCGGCGUUCACAGGGCUUACGUGCUGGGACAUCCAAACUGACGUAUGAAGACAUAAAAAAUUUAUUACAUGAAGCUGCAGCAGAAAUUGCACCAACCGAGCCAAUUAUUGAUAAAGAGAUUAGGAAACUGCAAGAAAUCGGCGCAUCAAUAGAGGCAUGGGAAUGUCAAGCAAAUAAAUAUUUUAAUUGUAACAUACAGCAUCAUGAAUUAGAAGAAAUCGAACAGUUUCUUAAAACUGCUUCGGAUAUUGAGGGUCAAGUACCAUCAUAUGGAUUAUUAAAAGAUGCUUUAAAGAAAGCAAAAGAUUGGCUCCGCUCUGUUGAACAGUUACAGGCCAAUAAUCAAUCUCCAUAUUGUCACACACUGGAAGCUAUUGUUGCUCGAGGUUCAAAUAUACCUAUAAAACUUGAAGAGCUUCUGCGUAUGCAAGGCCACAUUAAAAGUGCACACGACUGGAAGGAAAAUACUGAAAAGGCCUUUUUAAAGAAAAACACCUUCUGCACACUUUUAGAAGUUUUAAUGCCAAGAGCAGAGCCGGUGAUAAUUGAUUCGGAUCUAAAAAAGCCUUUUGAACAUGGAUUUGUUAAAGAAAUGAACCCAGCACAGAUUGUAGAUUCUUUUAAGCUAGCCGAAGAAAAGGAGUUACAAGACAUGAGAGAACUUAGGCGACAAAACAUGGAUAAAAAACCACCUUCUGAUGAAUUCUGCCUGUGCAAAUCUUCGUUUCAUGGCGUAAUGUUCAAUUGUCAAUUAUGUAAGGAUUGGUUUCAUGAAGACUGUGUGCCGCCGCCGUUACAAAUGCGUGUAAUAUGUCAAGUUGAAGAUGGUUUAAAACAGAAGUGGCUGUGCCCAUCAUGUGUACGAUCAAAAAGACCGCGCCUGGAAACCAUUUUGCCACUUCUCGUUUCACUACAAAAACUACCUAUUCGUUUGCCAGAAGACGAAGCUUUGCGGUGUCUUGCGGAACGGGCCAUGAAUUGGCAGGACAGGGCACGUAAAGCUCUUGGGUGUCCCGAUGUAACGGCUGCUUUAGAAGUUAUAGCAGCGCAGCAACGAAAUAAGCAGAAAAAACGCAAAAGUGGUAAGCCUACGGGGACGGACCAUAAGCCACGACGCGGCAGUCAUAGAAAUUCUAAAGAUGAUGGGUCAGACAAUGCCGAUUCAGACGACGAAUAUCGUUUGCACAUCGUCGAGGAAAAUUUCAGCAACGAGGAAGAAGAAGAUGGUGAAACAGUCCCACUGGAUGAGGCGACAAAUGCAGACCAUGGACUUCAUCUGCAGAAACUUCUUUCUGACACUGAAACCGAAAGUUUAGAAGAGCUUAUGAUGGAAGGGGAUCUUCUUGAGGUAUCCCUGGAUGAAUCAUAUGAAAUUUGGCGUGUUUUGUCUGUAGUAAGGCCUCCAAAUUCUGAAUUGGAACGCCACCAACUAUCGUUAAAACAGCAAACUCAUAAUCAACCCAAACCGCCCUCUAGUGUCAAUUCAGCUGCUGAAGAUUCAAAUGAUAGCCUCUUAGUGCAAAGUAGCCCCAAUAGCACCAGUAACAGUGGCAGUGGUAGAAAUUCAAGUGCAGCUAUAAAGAAACGUAGAUCACUAGAGCCUGCCACGGGAUGCCCGAUCCCAAGGAAAAAAGUUGCAACUCCGAACAAACAAACAUCGUCUACUACGGCUGUAGCAAAUAACCCGUCGGCUAAGAAGUCAUGUAGAAAGUCAGACUGUUCUUCGAAACCAUCUGAUGAAAAUUCUGAAAAUUGUACACCUACAAAACAAUCUAAUGGCAGCUCCCAAUCGAAUAAUUUAACGAUCAGUGCGCAGAAAAAACAUAGAAAACGUGUUGGAAAUAAUAAUAAUAGUAAUAACAACGCUGGUUCUGCGAGUCAAAAGAAAAACUCUCAAAGAGCACAAAUGACGCAGCAGGAUGACGACGAGGAAGAAUGCCGAGCAGAAAAUUGUCACAAACCAACAGGAAGAGAAGUGGACUGGGUCCAGUGCGAUGGUGGCUGCAACGAAUGGUUCCACAUGUACUGUGUGGGACUUAAUCGAAGUCAAAUAAAAGCUGACGAUGACUACAUCUGUAUACGUUGUUCGAAAAAUGUGACUGUAGCCGUAUCCAGUGGAAUAACAUCAACUAUGACAUCUCAGCAAAAAGGUCGAUCGCAAGCCACACGAUAAGAGUCCUCAGCCACCAUGUAUACAUAGUAAAUAUUAGAUCGAUAUAAUUGAUUAUUUUGUUAUGAGUUCUACUUCAACUAUGGCAAAAACAAGAAAAGCAAGCACUCCACUGCUACUUCCACAAUAUUUAUUUAACGUUAUGUAAAACGUAACAAAACCCUUUUCCAUUUAUUUCGAUUCUAUUCGUUUGAAAAUUGGGAAAACAAUAAGUGCUGUAUUUAGAAAAGUAUUCAGCCAAAGUUGCAAGACAACAUCUACACCCUUUUAAGAUCUAAAGUCCACUUUUCAUAAAUGAAAAGUCCCGAUUAGGCAAACAUACAAAUAGUAUGUCGUAAUCUAGCAGAGUCUGUACUGUGUCUGCUGCAAAUCAACUGCAAUUUGCAUUAGAAUCACACCUUUACUUUUUGUCUGAAAACGAAGCAAAGCGAUAUAUAUGUAAUUUUAUUUAAAGUUUAAUUUAGUCCGUACUCUAUUUUUAUGCCUAAUAAAUAAGUAGUGUGUAUCUCUACAUGAUAUGUAUGUAAAUAAAUAUGUAUAUAUAUAGGUAUAUACAUAUUACAGAGGCUUCAUUUGGAAGAAAAAGUCUUAUGUGUUGAAAUGGUUCGAUUUCGAUUUCUUCAUAUCUUCGUCGACAAGGGCUGCUAACUUGAGCUCAUUUAAAGUCGUUUUCGCUCUUGCAUUAGUGUGCAUGAUGGGUUAUUUAACAAUCCAAACCAAUUAUUCUACCUUUGCCAUGCCGAUUUACAUCCUGUUAUCGGACUAUACAUAGAAUUUUCAUUGUCGCGGUAAACGGCUUCCAACAUGAGUUCUUUUGAAAGCACAAAUAUUAUUCGAGUGUCUACUUCUGCGGGCAAAAAAUAGUAAGACUUUGUUCACAAUUUUAAAAUUCUUUAUUUAUUCUGGCUUAUCUAUUUCCUCCCACUCAAACUAAUCCCGCCGGCUGCAAUACAUUUAUGCCGACGUUUUGUUUUUUUUUUGCAAUUGUCGUAACAGUUAUUAAAGACAAUUUCCGUAAUAGUCAUGAAUGUACGCAGCGAUCCAAGUUUAAUGUCUUCAAUUGACUCAAGACGGUUUCCACGAAGCGUUCACGGGUUUUUGCUGAACAGCCAGUAGUCACACGUAGCUAAACCAGGCGAAUACGGUGGUAGUUGUUGUGUUAUAGCAGUGUAUGGUACACUGGCCGCUGCAUUCAACUGGCUGCCAUGGGAUUGAAUACGGUGGUUGUUGUUGUAGUAGCAGCGUGCGGCACACUGAGGCGGCAACCCCUGCCGUUAAGGGAUUCAUCGGAUCAAUCCGGUACGUACAACCGGCUGUCAUGGGAUUGAAUACGGUGGUUGUGGACCGAUAUUGUUUGAAUUUUUGACGAAAAACUCACGAAGAAUCAAUGCGGUAUGCGACGGCGCAUUAUCCGACGAAUGGAUUUCUGCGCGAAAUUUAAAUUAAAAUGUCUUAUUAUUUUUUACCCACAGUAGAACAUAUUUUAAAAUUUUUCAUCUUAAGAGUUAGUUUCAUUAGCAUACAAAAAAACAUACUUAAAACGAAAUAAAUAUACAUGAGCUUUGAUCGGCCAAAAAAUUUGAAGCCACUAACAUAUGCAUAUAUUUCAUAGAAAUAUAUAUUUAUAUACAUAUAUAGAUAUGUGUAUGUAUCUACGAAAGUAUAUAAUAAAAUUGUCCAGAUGGACAAUGAAGCAUUACUUUUCACGUUGUAUAUCAUUUUAUUUUUUUUUUAUUGUGUAAAGACUAAUUUGACACUUUGCAUAAAAAUGUAUUCUCUUUUAAUAUAUUCUUACCAUAUACAUGCAUAUAUUUGAAUCCUUA